Messenger RNA from Rhopilema esculentum, 5690 nucleotides. NCBI's taxonomy places the organism in Eukaryota, Metazoa, Cnidaria, Scyphozoa, Rhizostomeae, Rhizostomatidae. The record is from RefSeq and is a predicted model, not a curated record.
UUAUCCUAGACAAGCAAAAUUACAGAGCAAUACCGUUUUUGCGAUGAACCCAAAGAAGCAGAGAGUGUUUUUGCAUCAUGGUAUUAUGAAAUCUCUAAAAACGGAAAGAAAAUUUCUGAUCUACCAUACAAAGAUUUGGGCUCUCCAGAAUUGCAAAAGUUAUUGGCAGAGAUGCGUUUGCACAAUCAAGAAGGUGAUACUGCUAUCGAUGAAAAAGUCGCUACCCUAGUCGAUCAUUUUUGGAAUGAAGCACAAGGCAACUUAACUGAGAUACUUAGUGUCCCAAUUGACUCAAUAAAAGCAUCAAAACUAGACCAGGCCGAGAGUGUUUUGCUUUCUAUCAAAAAUUCUCUCGCAAAAGAUGCCACGGGACAAUUUUUAGUACUAGCGGCUCUUGAAGACAGCUUCUAUGAUCUAAUACCUCACAAAGUACGCGAAGACCUUGCUUCAAUUAGCUGUAUCCGACGGAAAAUGGAUUUGUGCCAAGUUAUCAGAGAUGUUAUUUCAGUAAGCGAAGCUACCAACUGGGCCAAAACAAGCAGUGCUAGAGCAAAGUAUAAGGCUCUCGGAUGCAAUAUACAAUGGCUUAACCCAAGUGAAAAUGACAAUGAGAAAAUAAAAAAUCUGUUCAUUUCAAGCCAAGUUGGAAAGAAUGUUAUUGCUGUCAAAAAUAUCUUCGAAGUGAAUCGCGCUGUUGAAGACGAGGGUUUUAGCUCCAGCUUGGCUAAUAAACAACUGUUGUUUCAUUCGUCACAAGCAAGAAAUUUCGUAGGGAUCCUAUCCCGGGGCCUGCUACUUCCCAAAGUGGUUGUGGAUGAUUUUGGUGGAACUCGAACUGAUCCUGGCAUGCUUGGCUCUGGGAUUUAUUUUGCAAAUUCUGCCAGCACCUGUAUCAAGUAUUCAACGCCUUCAAAGUCCAGAGGCACUAGAUUCGCGCUAGUAAACGAGGUUGCUCUUGGUCGAUGCAAAGACUAUAUGGAGUUCGAUCAUUCUUUGACAAAGCCUCCAGAUGGCUUUAACAGCACACAUGGCGUACGUGGUGGCUCAAGUACAGCCACGAAAUUCAAAGAUGAUGAAUUUGUUAUCUACGAUGCUGCCCAGCAAAGGAUAAGGUAUUUGGUGGAAUUUACGAUAGACGGUGACGCUAAAGUCUCACCCUCUAAGUCACUGGAAGUUUUGUCAGAAGAUGAGGGUAUUGAGUCAGAUUAUCAGACCUCUUCUUCUGAGAUAAGCUUAGAGGACGUUGAAGCAGUUCCAGAUCCACUAGAAAAGGUGGUACCAGGUUUGCAAACGGAUGGUGAAACGCCGGUCCCUUUGAAAUCUGUCCACGUGAGAGCAAAGCUAGUAGACCUUGCAGCAGAGGUGGUCGUUUUUCAAGAGUAUGUCAAUGAAAGUUCAGAGUCUAUAGAAGCCAAAUAUGUAUUUCCUUUAAACAGCAUGGCUGCAGUUUGUGGUUUUGAGGCAUUUAUCAAUGGGAAGCAUAUUGUUGGGCAGGUUAAAGAGAAAGAGAAGGCCCACAAAGAGUACAAAGAAGCUAUAAGCCAAGGUCACGGUGCCUACUUAAUGGAUGAAGAGAAGCCUGAUGUAUUCACUGUAAGUGUAGGAAAUCUUCCGGCAGCAGCUCGGGUUAUUAUCAAAAUUACCUACGUUUCAGAGCUGCCCUUAGAGGGUGAGAUGGUAAACUUCUCGCUCCCUGGUUCAGUUGCCCCAUGGAAACGUGACAAAGCUCUUGACCAAGUCAUACAAUCAGACGUAAAGCGAGUUGAUGUUUUAGAGAGUGAAGAAAAAUUUUCUCUUUUAAUUUCCAUUGACAUGCCGUUUAAAAUCAAGGAACUUAAGUCUCCGACACAUUUGCUUAAAGUAAAAAGGACAGAUACGAAGGCAGUAGUUGGUCUUCAAUCAGACACACAUGGUCUUGGAACCGGCUUUCAGCUUUUUGUGUCCCUUGCGGAAAUUCAUGUGCCCAGGAUGUGGUCAGAACAAGAUCCUGAAGACAGCGAUGACCAAGCUUGCAUGUUGACUUUCUUUCCUGAAUUCGAUGAUACAGUAGAGAAAGAAAUGGAAGUCGUUUUUGUGAUUGAUGCAUCAAAUUCAAUGAAAGAUUGCUUCAAUGAUGUUAAGAAAGCUGUCAUUCUGGCUUUACUCAGGUUGCCAGAAAAAUGCUCUUUCAAUAUCAUAGGUUUUGGAACAAACUAUGACCAGCUUUUUCCUAAAUGCCAACCUAAAUCUACAGAAUCACUGUCUGAAGCAAAGAAAUUUUGUAACAAGAUGCAUCCUGUGAAAGGCGGUACAGCUCUGUGGCGAGUCUUACGAAAACUGCAUCUUUUGGCAGAUGAUAAAUCUACGCAUCCGGUGAAUGUGUUUUUAUUUUCUGAUGGAGAAAUUUCUGAAGAGAUAUCAACCAUGGCAUCAAUACGAAAGAAUUCAAGAUUGGUACGAGUAUUUUCAUUUGGCUUUGGGUCAACAGCAAACAGACACCUUUUAACCAAGCUUGCUCAGAUUGGUGCUGGUGCUGCUGAGUUCUUUGAUGCAAAGGCCAAAUCUAGGUGGGAAGACAAGAUUAAAUCGCAGCUGAAUAAAGCCCAACAACCUGUGUUAGAGUCAGUCAGAGUCACCUGGCAACAGUUUGAUCACGAUGCGCCACUGCCAUUACAGGCACCGAAAGAUGUCUUUUGUCUGUUCAACGGAUAUAGGCAGGUUAUAUAUGGAUUUGUACCUCAUUGCCGGAUGGCUACUCUCAGUGCCAAGAUUGGCGAUCGUGAGUUAUCAACAAUGGUCUCGACUACUGAUCUCAAUGUGACAACAGGAAAGAUACUUCACCGGCUGGCCGCCCGGGCAGUUAUCAAGGACUGGGAAGAUGGCACCUUGAGUGAGAGCCGGACUGAGCACGAGAUGCUCAAGCGAGAAAUGAAAGACAAGGUGAUUGAGCUGAGCAUAAAACAUUCUAUUGUGACGCAGUUCACCAGUUUUGUUGCUGUGGAAGAGCGCAAAGAUGGGGAAUUAUAUGAUGAUGUAAACGCUCCUUCUGUAGAUGAGUUGGUGGAAAUGGAAAAUGUAGAUUUCCUAGCUUACAUGGGUUUUGAGGAGGGCCGUUCACAAGGAGAAGAUAAAGAUAUUUCUAAAGAAGAGACACUUGCUUGUCUUGAAUGUGAAGAAUACACAUCCAUCUCAGAAGAAGAUGAUGUUUAUGAACAGAUGGAUAUUCCUGCUUCUUUAGAAUACACAUGCGCCUUGCAAGAUGAUGAAAUUUAUGAGACGAUGGAUGUUUCUGCUUCUAUGAACUCGAUGUCUUCUUUAAGCAGUGAAGAUGACAAUGGAUGCGUAUCUGGUCUCAUUGAAGAAUCGGAUGAGCUGUUUACAGAUGAAGAACUUGAAAGAGACAUGAAUGAAGAUAUGCUGCCCCCUGCUAUUGUACUUGACACGGGUAUGCACACUGUGAAAGCCGGAUUUGCUGGCGAAAUACAUCCAAAAGUUGAAUUAAGAUCAGUCAUUGGCCGGCCAAGACAUCAGGGCGUCAUGGUCGGUAUGGGCCAAAAAGACUCGUAUAUUGGCAAGGAAGCCGAAUCAAAGCGUGGAAUAUUGUCUUUAAGCAGCCCUUUCCAUUUGCCACCAAAACCAGCUAUGUUAAAAGCCCCACCAGCUGCACCAUAUCAAAGUAUGGAUGUGAUGAAUGAACUUCAAAGCAAAUUAAGAGCCAGGAAACCGUUGCUUAAAACUACUCAAAAGAGCAUCUUUUCUGACGAUGAUGAGGAUAUUGUGUCUGGAAAGAAAACUACGUUCGGUAGCGCACAUGUAGAAGUGAAGCGAAAAGGAAUUACUACAGACUCAUCUCGAGCCUCUGCUGAAAAAACUGAAAGCUUUCUUAGGAUGAGUAAGAUUCAAAGCAAGCCAAGUACAAAGAAAUCAGCAAAAAAGAGCAUUUUUGCAGACAAGGAUGAAGACAUUUUUGCAUUUGCAUGCCACAAAAUAAAAGCUGAAACAACCAACUUUGAAAGCCAAUCGAGUGCAACGAAGUCCAUUAAGAAAUCAGCAAAGAAGGAUAUUUUUGCAGACGACGAAGACAUUGCCAAUUCCGCUCUUGCCAUUAGCCGAGAAGAAACGAAAUCUUGUGUACAAUUGUCUGCACCAAGCAUGAUGGACGAGUUAGCCUUCACUGAAAAGAUUGCAAAUAUAGAAGUAAAGAAAAUUCAUGAAGAGGCGUCUAAACCAUAUGAAUUAAAGUCAAGAAGUAAACCUAUGGGUUCCAUGCUCUUUGGUGCAGCACGCAAAGGUGCUUCCAUUGGAGAACAUAAAAGAAGCUUCCGUUCUGAAAUAAUAAGACCUUUGGAAGAAAUGGACGCAGUGUAUGAGUGCUGUAUACCACCACCAGGAUCAGUACCAAUAGGACCUCAACCAUCACCACCACAGAUUAGCAAUGCAUUACAGUCUGAAACCCCACCGCCACCGCCACGACCACCGCGUCAACUUGCACAACAGUCACUUCUAUCAAUGCAGCCUGGAGCGCCACCGCUGCCGCCACCGCUUCAACUUGCACAACAGCCACUUCUAUCAAUGCAGCCUGGAGCGCCACCGCUGCCGCCACCGCGUCAACUUGCACAACAGCCACUUCUAUCAAUGCAGCCUGGAGCACCACCGAUGCCGCCACCGCCACCGCGUCAACUUGCACAACAGCCACUUCUAUCAAUGCAGCCUGGAUCGCCACCACUGCCGCCUUGGCAACAUUCUGCAUCCGCACCACCACAGGCCGGCGGAGCAUUGCAAUCAAUACCGCCAGAAAAAAUGAUGCAAUCUUCUCAGCUACGCUGUAUAAAACUAGCCCAAAAACAAGCAGCAAAUAUUCAGAGCGAAUCUUUACUACGAAAAUCUCUUGUUGCUCUAGGACAAUCACAAAUGUUUCCCAAGAAAAAGAAAAAAAAACUGCCUUUACCACCAGAAGAACCUCUUCACUUUCUGUCUGGCCUAACACGUCAAUCUUCAGAUUUUGCUUGUCGACUGUCUUCAGAAACGAAAGACAAAACUACAGGCAUUUUUAAAGGUAUCGGUUUCAUUUUACCGAAUAAAUACAAAGACAGGCCCUGGAUGGACGAAGUAGAGUUUACCCAGCCUCUUUUUGAUGUCAAUAUGUUGGAUUUAAAUUUGCUUGUCAGCAAGCAGAAGGAGAGCGGUUCAUGGGACAUCGAUGAAGUCUUCUUUAAUAGUAACAAAAGACACCUUCUGAAGUUACUUGAAACCGUUGGAAUCAAGUCACUAGGUGUUAACCUUCAAAACGAGCUUGUUGAAUUCAUCGUGACACUAAUGAUGUUUGCCGUACUGCUGGAUAGUGUGCAAAGAGAGGCAAUACGGCCAUUUCCAAAUAUGUUGGAUAUAGUGCAAAUCUGCGAUAGUCCCCGUCCAGAUUGGCCGUUGGUAAUAUCGGAAGCACUUCGCAAAGCAAAAUUGUUCGUUCGAGAGAAAGAUCUCUGUUACCCGUCUCUGUGUACACGUUUAGAACUUGGAUACAACAUGGUUGAGGCUACGUGUAAUCUUUUAGAGUUUGCUUUGUUAUAACCUUUGUUUGUGUAGCACGUUUAACUGUUAACAUUUUUUAAUAAAUAUAUGUUAAGCAUUAAAUAGUAAUUUAAUAAUUAUAACACAGAUGCUUCAUUAGGUUAAUCAAUCAUCAAGGUUUCUUCGCUUGAUUAUGUAUUGCA